AUGGCCGUGAUCUCACUCGCGGUACAAUUAGCGGGGGGAAUCAUCCAGCUAUACGAUUUCUGGGGUUCUAUUAGAGAUGCGCCUUCAGAAGUCGCCGAAAUGCUAUCGGGCUUGAAAAUGCUUUCAAAUAUACUCAAUGAACUCGUUACUCAAAAGAAUCCCAGUCAGCACGUUAGGGAUGCCUUGGAACAUUGCGACAUGAAAGUGCAGCUUCUCCAAAGUAUAGUGAGAGAAUUCGAGCCAAACUUUGGCUCCAACUCCCGCAGAGUCCGAAUGUGGAGCGCGUUCAGAGCUGUGCGAAAGAAACAGAAGUUGCAGCGAUUCCGCGACUCACUCCAAGAGACUAAAACCACUUUAUUAAUUACUCUAAUGCCUCACUUUCAAAUGCCACCAGUACAUAUUGAUGUCAAGCAAUCUGAGAGGUACGACAAAGAUAGUAAGCCUCACAUAACAUCAUCAUCGGCAGAAAAACCAGAAUUUUCCAAGCUACCUGCGGAUAUACCUGCAUUAGCACUUCAUGCAUCUGUCAAAAGCGCCCUGCAACUGGCAGCUGAAAACUAUUUCCAAAGUGGUGCUUUUGCAAAGGCGAUGAGCGACACAGUACAUCGGGUGUCCACCAUACAGACGACCUACCGACACAGCAGAGCCAGUGAUGAUGCAGAAUAUGAAAAUGGGCAGUCGUGGGCGGACUCUGGCUAUAGUUCUGCGAACCUGAUUCAAUCAAUACCGCGAGGGUCCCGAUCACGCAUUUGCUAUCGAACAUCUGCAACAGGAGUUCUGUUUGGAACAAUAUGGUUGAGGACCACGUCGGUGCGAUUAGGCUCUGGCUCUGGAAGGGGUGGGAAGGAAAUUGACGUCGUUUCAUCUUUCACAUUUUUUCCGUCUUAUUGGCUUACAAAGGCCGGGCUCAAUUGUGGGAUGGAAGCAAAUGUCUCCACAACUCCAACUGGAUGGCAGUUCAACUUCAACCCAAUAAGAGCAGUCCCCGAUGACUCUCCAAUAUUUAGCGCUUGUCGAAAAGGUAACCUUUCGGCUGUACGGUUUCUGCUGACUGAAGGGAAAGCGUCAGUCAAGGAUACAAAUUCCAAGGGAUGGACCCCUUUGCAUUUUGCGGCUGUGGCAGACUCACGAACCAAUAUACGCGUCUGCGAAUACCUAAUUUCAAGGGGAGCAGACAAAACAGCACUAGCAUUCGAGGGCCCUUCUGAAAAUGCCCUAUCACCCGUCACGGUAUUCUCGGCCACCAACAAGAAAAAAUCCGCAGAUCUCAAGAUUGCAAUGCUCCGCCUUUUCGAAGACUGCGUCGAUUUGUCUGAGCCGGACAGUGAAGGUUGGACAAUAGUGGGCGAUCUUGUCAGCUCCUUCAAUCAAGAGGACUCCUCUGUUCAUUCAAACAGCAUAAUUUGGUUUUUGACCUCGCUUAAAACAGACUCAAUGGUUGGAUGGGGCCCAAAAACCCUAUGGCACGGCCUCCAGCAUGCCGUUCGCUCUUUUGUAGACAUAGCACGAAAGAACAAGCUUGUGCAACGUCAACUUGGCCUUAUUGUCGGCGGUGAAUUCCCAGGGUCUUAUGCAAUGGCAAUUGGUCAUUGGGUAGCACUGCUGACUGCUGGUAAGAAACUUCUCCCGAUGAUAGUAACAGGUGGUUCGAUCUGGCAUAUGGAAGGAUUUGACUACGAUCGGGAGUCAGAACCUGAUCCUGUAGUACUUGCAAAGAUGCGACCUUAUAUUUAUACCGAGUGGUCAAAAGCUUUGAGGGCAAACCUUGAAAGAGCAGAUGAGGUUUUCGACACGGUACUGGCCACGAUUCUCGAAGAAUUAAACUGGUCUCCAGACAAACUCAGAAGUUUGAAAUUCAACAAGCACGAGCAAGAAGACCAUCGACUACGCUGUUCGACUUGCAACGAUGACUACAGCCUUCUCAAACUUGGUUUAGUUGAACCGAGCUGGAUUGCGUUUGUUGAUUGCACCGAGUUCCAACAUAGGUACAACUGCACAUGCCAAGAGUUCCUACAAAGUCAAGGGAGAUGUUCUAUGCCACCCGAUAUUGGAGGAGAGAGCUCACGACCCGAUUCUGAUUCAGAAGACGAUUUUUUCUACGAUGCCGGCUCCCAGCAUGGGGAUGUCGAAGGGAGUGCCUCCAACGACCAACCCUGGUUUUCGGAAUGCAGUAAGUAUAUCCAGGAAAUUGACAACGAAAAUAUCCACGAUCCUUUUCAAGAGGUUGCAUUACUUUUGUAUCGGUGUCAAGCAAGACUAUGGCUAGGGGUAUAUGAACCAGGACAGCGGUUUUGCGGAACGUGCUUCUUAAGAAGUGAGGGAUACAUGGACGAGGAUGUGACAGAAAACGGGGAUUUUGGGUCAUCUAGGCCUAACGAGUCGUUUAAUCCUAGGAAGACUUGUAAUUAA
Molecule: messenger RNA, 2409 nt
Organism: Glarea lozoyensis ATCC 20868
Lineage: Eukaryota; Fungi; Ascomycota; Leotiomycetes; Helotiales; Helotiaceae
Product: Ankyrin repeat-containing protein
Exons: 5
Coding region: 1-2409 (802 amino acids)
Cellular component (GO): nucleus; cytoplasm
Molecular function (GO): protein binding
Source: RefSeq, a predicted model, not a curated record